Messenger RNA from Ixodes scapularis (black-legged tick), 2559 nucleotides. RefSeq names its product cholinesterase. Lineage: Eukaryota; Metazoa; Arthropoda; Arachnida; Ixodida; Ixodidae. Gene Ontology annotation, cellular component: plasma membrane. Bases 71 to 1756 code for a protein of 561 amino acids. The transcript is spliced from 3 exons. Gene Ontology annotation, biological process: acetylcholine catabolic process; choline metabolic process. Gene Ontology annotation, molecular function: acetylcholinesterase activity. The record is from RefSeq and is a predicted model, not a curated record.
GUGCAUCUGUUUUUGGUCCGCUUCGUGCUCAUGGUGCCGCUGGGGAGCCGAAGCUUUACGCCAACGAGGCAUGAAUAUGACACUCAUGGCGGCUGUGGCAGCGUCCAUCCUGUGCUACCUGGUGGCGGCGUCAUCGAGUCCAAGCGUGGAAAUCGGCUACGGAAAGAUCGUGGGCACCAGCAGCGAAGUUCCCGUUGGCGACGGCAACAACAGGUCCGUGAACGCGUUCCUGGGCAUACCGUACGCCACGCCGCCCGUGGGCGCCCUGCGCUAUGCGAGGCCGACGCCGCCGCAGUCCUGGAGCCCCUACGUGCUGCAGGCCACGGCGAAAGGCCCUUCCUGCGUCCAGUUCCUUUCCGCCAACCCGAUCCCCGGAUGGGUGGCCAGAGAUGUCGAGCAGAGCGAGGAUUGCCUCUAUCUCAACGUCUGGACGCCCGAACGGACAAAUCGAACUGUUCUCAAGACCGUCCUCGUCUGGAUUCACGGCGGGGGCCUCAACUACGGGUCGGCGUCCAUGGACCUGUACGACGGCGCGGUCCUGGCGGGGGUCGGUGACGUGGUGGUCGUGUCCAUGAACUACAGGCUGGGGUCCUUCGGGUUUCUGGCGCUCGGGGAGGGGGGCAAGCCUUCGCUGGGGAAUCAGGGGUUGAUGGACCAAGUGCUCGCGCUGAAAUGGGUCCGCGACCACGUCGCGAGUUUUGGUGGCGAUCCCGAGGCGAUCACCAUCUUCGGCCAAAGCGCCGGCGCUUGGUCAGUCAACUACCACGUCCUCUCUCCGCUCGCCCGAUCCCUAUUUAAGAGAGCCAUCGUGCAGAGCGGGGCCGUGGUCGUUAACUUCUUGACCGAAUCGGCGAGCGGGGCAAGGCAGCGGACACUAGCCUUGGCUGAAACUCUGGAAUGUUCGACGACCAGUGGCGACGAAGGCAUCGUCAAGUGUCUACGAAACAAGAGUGCCCAUGAAAUCGCGCUUGCGGAGGCCUUUGUCUGCGCAGACUUCGUCAUCUGCUUCGGUGCCGUCUACGGAGACGACUACCUUCCGUCGGAUCCCCUGUCUUCAGCCGACGUCGGCGUGACCAAGGACUUUCUGCUGGGAAACGUUGAAAACGAAGGCUCAGUGUUCGCCAGUCUGCAGCACUGGGCGCAAUUUCCGUUCAAGGGCGCGCUGGACGUAAAGAAGCGCGACAUGUUUCAUUUUUUCUUGAAGUCGUUCGCGUUCGCGCCGGCUGCCGUCACAAGGCACAUCUUCGAGCUGUACCUGGAAGGUGUGGACGAGCGUGAUUUCCCGAGCCUUCGUGCCGGACUGGGACACGCAAUUGGGGACGCCUUCCUGCGCUGCCCCGAGGUGUUCCUCGCGGAGAGAUUGUCUCGGCAGAAGUCCAGGCUUUUUUACUACGAGCUGGUGUUUCAUUCCGACCACCAGGCGGCCUACAUGGACCCCUGGUUGGGACUGACACACUUCGAAGACUUGCAGUACGUGUUUGGACUUCCUCUGAGAACACACCGGAGCUCAACAUAUUCGGAAGCUGACGCCCGAUUCAGCCGAGAAAUCAUUCGUGUCUGGACAACGUUCGCGAAGACGGGGAGCCCUCCGGACGUGAACGGGGCGCUGUGGCCGGCGUUCGACACCGAGAGACACAGUGUGGUGUCUCUGGACUCGAACAACUCGCGCGUCGGCCCCCUCGAGCGACUCGCCAAGUGCCGCUUCUGGGAGGCCCUCGUCGCCCAGAGGCACUCGGAAGUGGACAGCUGCUCCUGAGCUUCGAUGUGCGCCGGUCUUCUGGGCUUCGUUCUACACCCGCUUUAACGCGUUGGGACGCGUUCUCUCUGUGUUCUAAAAGAACGGCCAAACUAUGUUCUGCAGACGCUACGUACAAACGAGUCAGCGUUCACCUACAGGUGUGGACCCUGCGAGUGUGCAGAAACCAGCGGGAGCGGGGAGCAGCUGUUGAAUUGAAGACAAGGAACAGGUGCAGCUUCUCAAAGGGGCUUUUAUUCCCAACGUCCGCUCAGGCAGCUCAGGAUACGCAAGAGCUAUACAAAAAUGCAGCAAGACCAAUGCACUUUGUGCGCAAGCGCAGCUCUCCCAUCAUCAUCAUCUUCGUUCGCACUUGAUCAGUUUUGUUCUGGAUUUUGAGCGCAGGAUCUAAACUCAAAUGUUCCUGGCGUGCGUGGAACAGGCCCCGCGCAGAUUCUUCCAUUGACGGACUGAUAACAUGUUUAUUGACCAUCUUAAUUACGAAAGCGCAAAGGACAAGAACAGGACAAAGAAUGAACAAGACAAGCGCUUUCCUUCUUUGUCCUGUUCUUGUCCUUUGCGCUUUUGUAAUUAAGAUGUUAAACCAACUUGCCCAACUGUUAAUUUUAAUUUAUUGACCAUUGUCUCAAAAAAACAAAACAAAAGACUUCGCCUUUCCACUCAGGUGAAGAAGAAAGACCAGCGAAGCUGUACGCUCGUCCCGUGUGAUUCUUCUUCAUCCUUGUCUGUUUUGCGCGCUGUUUCCUACGAUGAAUUCCCACCAACUCGCCCAACGAUCCAUUCUUUUAUGAUAGCUGUAGGGU